Molecule: messenger RNA, 3008 nt
Organism: Dromiciops gliroides (monito del monte)
Lineage: Eukaryota; Metazoa; Chordata; Mammalia; Microbiotheria; Microbiotheriidae
Gene: KIF2C
Product: kinesin family member 2C
Exons: 22
Coding region: 280-2466 (728 amino acids)
Biological process (GO): microtubule-based movement
Molecular function (GO): ATP binding; microtubule motor activity; microtubule binding
Source: RefSeq, a predicted model, not a curated record
UCUUCCAGCGGCUGUCGCUGGACUGGAGUUGCUGCCAAAUUGAUGUAAUAUCAUCGCCUUUGUCUAGAGGGGGAAACUCAAAUGCCGCCGCCUCCAGGAAGCCUCGGCCUCUCCCGAGGGCCCAGUGCUGGGUUUUACACCUACCCCCUUCCACCCCCGGCCCACGCGAGGGAGGAGAAAGGUCCAGCUUUAAUAAGCUAAUGCCGCUGUUGCUUGGAGGCCUGCCCGACCCCCGAACUCCCUCCCUGCCCGACUCGUUUCUCACCCGACUGACUCGCCAUGGACGCUACUCUGCUUGCCCGCCUGCUCCCUGGCCUAGCCAUCAAGAUUCAGCGAAGCAACGGCCUGAUUCAUAGUGCCAAUGUCAUGACAGUAAAUCUGGAAAAGUCCUCAGUCUCAGUGGAAUGGGCAGAAGGUGGCUCUACCAAGGGCAAAGAGAUUGACUUUGAGGAUGUGGCAGCCAUCAACCCGGAGCUUCUACAACUCUCUCCUCUCCCUGUGCACCCAAAGGACAGCCUGCCUCUGCAGGAGAAUGUGGCCGUCCAGAAACAAAAGCGCAGAUCAACCCUCUCCAAAAUCCCUGCUCCCAAAGAAGCUGUGCGUGGCCGUUCUACCCGCAUGUCUGCCAUCGCAGAGACCCAGAGACUCAUGGCCCAGGAGAAUGACAUGGAGGUCGACCUCUCGGCAGCUGCCAGCACCAGGAGCCAGUUCACAAUUCCCACGGGUCUCCCUCGUGCUCCCCGCACUGGCAUGCCCGAGAUCCCACUGGCUGCUGUCAGUGAAGCUCCAGAAGAGCAGACGUCUUCUAUCCGAAGCAGCUCUGCUGCCAACCCAGCGAAUGCAGUUCGAAGGAAGUCAUGCAUAGUGAAGGAAAUGGAAAAAAUGAAGACAAAACGAGAAGAAAAAAGGGCCCAGAACUCAGAAAUGCGGAUCAAGCGGGCACAGGAAUACGACACUAGCCUACCAAACUGGGAGUUUGCACGGAUGAUUAAGGAAUUCCGAGCUACCCUGGACUGUCAGAGACUCACUAUGACUGACCCUAUAGAGGAACAUCGGAUAUGUGUCUGUGUAAGGAAGCGUCCUCUUAAUAAGCAAGAACUGGCCAAGAAAGAGUUUGAUGUGAUCUCCGUUCCCAGCAAGUGCCUCCUGCUGGUGCACGAGCCCAAGUUGAAAGUGGACCUGACUAAGUACCUGGAGAACCAGGCGUUCCGCUUCGACUUUGCCUUCGAUGAAACGGCGUCCAAUGAGGUUGUCUACAGGUUCACAGCCAGACCAUUGGUGCAAACGAUCUUUGAAGGAGGAAAGGCGACCUGCUUCGCAUAUGGCCAAACAGGCAGUGGCAAAACCCACACAAUGGGCGGCGACUUCUCUGGGAAAAGCCAGAACGCAUCCAAGGGCAUCUACGCAUUUGCCUCACGAGAUGUCUUCUUGCUAAAGAAUCAGCCCCGAUACAAAAACCUCAGCCUUGAAGUCUACGUGACCUUCUUUGAGAUCUACAAUGGGAAGCUAUUUGACCUUCUGAACAAGAAGGCCAAGCUUAGGGUACUAGAAGAUGGCAAGCAGCAGGUACAGGUGGUGGGGCUGCAGGAGCACCUGGUGAACUCGGCGGACGAUGUCAUCAGGAUGAUUGAGACAGGCAGCGCCUGCAGGACCUCAGGGCAGACGUUUGCCAACGCCAGCUCUUCCCGGUCCCAUGCCUGCUUCCAGAUCCUGCUCCGGGCCAAAGGGAAGCUGCAUGGCAAGUUCUCCCUGGUGGAUCUGGCCGGGAACGAGAGAGGGGCUGACACAUCCAGUGCCGACCGGCAGACCCGCAUGGAAGGGGCCGAGAUCAAUAAGAGCUUGCUGGCCUUGAAGGAGUGUAUUCGGGCUCUGGGACAGAAUAAGGCGCACACACCAUUCCGGGAGAGCAAACUGACCCAGGUGCUCAGGGACUCCUUCAUUGGGGAGAACUCCCGGACCUGCAUGAUCGCCAUGAUCUCCCCUGGGAUGAGCUCCUGUGAAUAUACUCUGAACACCUUGAGAUAUGCAGACAGGGUCAAAGAGCUGAGCCCUCACAAUAGUGGGAAUGGCGAACUGCAGACCCAGAUGGAGACAGAGGAGGAAGACCUGGAGCCCAACUCAGACAGUGGCCUUCACCCCCAUGGUCUGUCCAAGGAUGAAGAGGAGCUCUCGUCUCAGAUGUCCAGCUUCCAGGAGGCCAUGACUCAGAUCGGGGAGCUCGAGGAGAAGGCCAUCGAGGAGCUCAAGGAGAUCGUUCAGAAGUGGGCUAACUGGGUCGAGCUGCUGGAGACCACAGAGCAGCCAGACUAUGACCUGGAGACCUUUGUGAACAAAGCUCAGCACGCUGCCACAGAGGGCAUCAAGAACUUCAGCAACCUCCAAGAUGUCCUGCGGGCCUUGCGCCUGGCCAUGCAGCUGGAAGAGCAGGCCAGCCAGCAGAUGAGCAGCCACAAACGACCUCAGUAACAUGCCAAUAAAAUAUGUUUGAUGGUUAAGCUCUUCCUUCAGGGGUGUCUGGAUGCCCUCCUUGUUUGGGGGGCCAGGGCACAUUGCUGGGAUGUUUUCCCACUGGAUCCGGGCCUGGGCAGCCUCUAAGGCCCACUGCCUACCCUCUGCCCUGAAGGGGCAAGCCCCGCUGCUGCCAGCCGGCUUUUUUCCAUGUCUGUCGUGUAGGGUUUUCUAUUGUACAGUCUUAGUGAGUGUCGGGUCUGUGUGACUGAUGGGUGACUGGCUGGCAGCUGCUCCAGAGCUGCGUGGAGGUGAGGGAGUAGCAGCCUUCCCUUCAGCUCUGCUUCCAUGGCUCCGGCCCAUCUUCCAGAGCACACAGUUCUGGGCCUUGUUGGCCUGCCCAGUGUCUGCUUAUGGUGGGGUGUAGGGGUUUGUUUUUUUGUUUUUUUUAAAAGAUUCUGAAGCCCUUUCUCCUCGCUCCCUCUGACAACCCUCUUGGGUUUCGUUGAGGUGAAGGGGUCCUGUCUGUUGUGUUGUGUGUUGUCGUCUGUAUUUAAACA